AAGACAAUAACAGUCUAGAGAACCCUAGACUAAUGUUGUCUGCGCCUUACAGUCAUAUCAGGUGCGAACAAGAGGCAAGCGUCGCCUCCAUCUUCAGUCCGGUGGCUGCACCGGCAGACGUAUGAAAGAGUCGGGAAGCGCCCAAUCAAGACAUAAUCUACGAGCAAAGGCAGAAUAACGAACGGAUCUGGACUGACAUCGGAAUAAUUUUGGAGGAGACAAAAUUAAGUGCUAAUACUUUGUCUGUAAUGGCGGUUUCAUAUUUCCAAUCUCUUGUUAAAGUUCCUCCAUCCUGUUCUGGUUCCAAAUGUCGCGUACACACCCUUCAGAGACAGAAGAGGUGUUGCAUUGUCUCCGCUUCUAUUCGAAACUCGGAUACUGAUAAUAAUGCCCUUACAUCAAAGGUGGAUAUAUUGUUAGACAAUGUGAAAUGGGAUGCCAAGGGUUUGGCGGUGGCAAUAGCUCAAAAUGUUGACACGGGAGCUAUCUUAAUGCAAGGGUUCGUGAACAGGGAUGCACUGGCAAGAACCAUUUCCUCUCGUAAGGCAACAUUCUAUAGCAGGUCACGAUCCACACUAUGGACAAAGGGAGAGUCCUCCAUGAAUUUCAUCAAUGUUCAUGACAUUUUUCUUGAUUGUGAUCGUGACUCUUUAAUAUACCUAGGGAAGCCUGAUGGCCCUACUUGCCACACAGGCUCAGAGACUUGCUAUUACACAUCAGUUUUUGAUUUCUUAAAUAAUCCGCAGGCUGAAGAAAAGAAGAUGGCAUUGACAACUCUGUACUCAUUGCAAUCCACAAUCCUCCAAAGGAAAGCUGAACUAUCAAGAUCACAAAAUGAGAAACCUUCUUGGACAAAACGACUAUUGCUUGAUGACAAGUUAUUGUGCUCAAAAAUCCGGGAAGAAGCAGAUGAGUUAUGUCGAACACUGGAGGAGAAUGAGGACAAGUCACGAACUGCCUCAGAAAUGGCAGAUAUGCUUUAUCAUGCAAUGGUUCUACUGGUGCUCAGAGGUGUUGAAGCAGAAGAGGUUCUACAAGUCCUUAGACACAGAUUUUCACAAACAGGCAUCGAGGAAAAGAGAAAUCGCAAGUCGAACGCUGAGCAUUGAGAUUAGCUGCAAGUGAAUUUCUUUCAACCACUGCAUUGCAGGUCCAUGACUUCAUAUAUAGAAUGAACGGUGAUGAAAUUUCACAAAAACAUUUAGCUAAUCUAGAACAAAUUGCCAUAUCUUGCAAUUUUAUAUAGCAUACUUCAUGUGUUGUGUUUCAUUUGAUUUUUAUUCCUGAGCGCCAGUGAUUUAUCUCAAUUUACUGGUGACCACAUGGUCUUUAUUUAUUUAUUAUAAUUACAAACUAUGCAGGUGGGGGGUUUGCUUGCUUAUGGAACA
Molecule: messenger RNA, 1388 nt
Organism: Cornus florida
Lineage: Eukaryota; Viridiplantae; Streptophyta; Magnoliopsida; Cornales; Cornaceae
Product: histidine biosynthesis bifunctional protein hisIE, chloroplastic
Exons: 6
Coding region: 249-1109 (286 amino acids)
Biological process (GO): L-histidine biosynthetic process
Molecular function (GO): phosphoribosyl-ATP diphosphatase activity; phosphoribosyl-AMP cyclohydrolase activity
Source: RefSeq, a predicted model, not a curated record